Leptinotarsa decemlineata (Colorado potato beetle) is the source of this 1027-nucleotide messenger RNA. RefSeq lists its product as uncharacterized. The record is from RefSeq and is a predicted model, not a curated record. Gene Ontology annotation, cellular component: plasma membrane. Gene Ontology annotation, molecular function: olfactory receptor activity; odorant binding. NCBI's taxonomy places the organism in Eukaryota, Metazoa, Arthropoda, Insecta, Coleoptera, Chrysomelidae. Gene Ontology annotation, biological process: sensory perception of smell; detection of chemical stimulus involved in sensory perception of smell.
AUGAAAAGUAUAACUACAUCGAACUGGACAUAAUAUACAUCCUAUCGUUCACGACGGCAUACGGCCUCAUAGGUUCAUUUGUUUUAAAAGUGACAGCCUGUGCAGAAAUGUACAUCUUCUUGUCCAACUUCGAAGAAUUCGGAAAACCAGUCAAGUUCGACGAGAACAACAAACUUUUCAACACAUAUUCAAAAUAUCAUUACUUCUACCUGGAGAGUUUGAUUUUACUCAUUCUUUUUGCUUCGAAUGUAUUCAAAAGGGAAUCAUGCGAAAGAGAAAACGAAUUGUAUGACCUCAAAGAAGUCUGCGGGCUUUUUUCAUACACCUGGAUGCCCUUCGAUAUUAACCAUACCCCGGUUAAACAAAUUUACUUGGCCCUUCAGUUAUUGGGAAAUCACCACAUAUACAUGCUAGCGGGGUUGUUAGCAUGGCAAGUAUUUGAAACCAUACAACAUAUUGUUGUACGCAUAAGGGACGUAAAAUCUUUUUUCAUUAAUGCGUUAGACGAGACGGACUGUCAACAAAGAAGAGAAAAAUUCAACUUCGCAGUUAAAUACCACAACGCGAUUUUAAGUGUUUUCUUUACCUUGGAAGAUAAGCUCAACGAUGCCUUCAGCAUAUUUAUGUUCACCCACAUGGUUCUGACAUCAGCUGUAAUAGGCACUGGAAUUUACUGCUUUUUUCGUAGAAAAUCACUUUCUUCAUUUUUGGUAUGCAUGGGAUGGUUCUGGGGACUCAUGAUGGAUUGUUUUAGUGGACAGCGAUUACAGGACGAGAGUUCAGAGUUAGCAGUGGCAGUUUAUAAUUCCCCUUGGCACGACUUCGAAACUGAAAUGAUACGGGACGUAAUGUUUCUUAUCAUGAGAUCACGAAAUUCAAUGAAGUUACGAGCAGCUGCACUUGGAGUUAUGGACCGGGAAAUGUUUCUCGUUGUAAUGAAAGCUACGUAUUCGUACAUAACACUGAUGAGAAGCCAGAAGAAUUGAAGUAUUGAGAGAAAGGAAUCAUUGCAAAACGAAAUGGAAAU